AUGUCUUUCAUAACAAAUUUUGACAUCCACCUGGCACCGAAACUAGAAACAAAUAGCCAGAAGCUUGUGUGUUUGUUGCAAUAUUGUGAAGAGAGAAUUCGUGCACAAUUAGAAUACUUCACAAAGAAGCCUGAGAAUGGAUACAAGCUUGCUAGGCAGAGGCUGUUUGAAGAAUAUGGUCAGCCUCAUAUUAUCGCUGGUGCAUGUGAAAGAGUUCUAAAAGAGUUUCCAAGUGUGCGUGAUGACAAGCCAGAGCAGCUAUUGCAAAUAUCACAAGUAAUGGAGCGAUGCCUGGGAACUCUAGAAGACAUUGAUGAAUUUGCAAAUGUAAACACCCUGGACACUAUGGGAAUGCUGAUGGCUAAACUUCCUGAAGAUGUUCAGGAUGGCUGGCCACAUGAAGCCCUCAGAAUUCAAAGAAAGACUGGUCGUCAGGCAAAAUAUUGUCACUUGGUCGAUUAUGUUUGUAAUUGGGCGGAUGUGAAAAAUUCAAUGUAUGGGAAAAAGCUUAAUGAGAUUCGUCACAAAAAGAUUCCUGUGAGUGUGAGGAGAAACAGAGCUGCAACCUAUAAUAUUGAUGCUGAGGCCAAAAGGGAACACAUUGAUCAAAAACGGGAUUUGGGAUGUGUAUGUUGUCUCAAACCGCACAAUUUGUGGAACUGCCCGGACUUCAAGAGUAAAUCGCAUGAAGAAAAGGUCAGUCUUUUGAAGGAGCAGAAAUUGUGUUUCAAGUGUCUGUCUCAUGGUCAUCUUGCUCGUAAUUGCAAGAAGGCCAGUCAGUGCAAAGUACAUGGAUGUAAAGGAAAUCGACAUCACACACUGCUUCAUAGAUUUAUUGAAAUUCAGGAGAAAUCGAAAAAGCCUGAAGAGGGACCUGCUGUAUAUUCAUUGGCAAAGUCGUCAAAGUGCAAUGGGAAAAGUAUCGGGCAAGAUGUUUAUUUAUGUGUGGUGCCGGUCAAUGUUCGAAAUGGUGAAAAGACCGCUCAAACAUACGCCUUGCUGGAUCCGGCAUCUACAGUUACUCUGUGUAGUGAACGUUUGAUGGAAUAUCUCGAAGUAACAGGAAAUACUAGAGAUAUCACAUUACGCACAAUUGGACAGAGGCCAAUACAAUACAAGGGUAUAUCUGGCAGUUUAGUUGUAUCGCCGCUAGAUGGUGGUGCUGAACAUGAAAUCACAGAUGUGCUCUCGGUUGAAAAAAUUCCUGCUAAGCCGAAUAAAGCGCCCGAUCAAAGGAGGAACAGUGAAUCUUCUGAUUGGGCUGACAAUGCGGAACUCGUCUGUUUCCAAGAUGUUCGAAAUGGACCGAGGAAAGCACCUAAGGCAGUGAAGACUGUUCUUGGCUGGUCGCUGUUCGGACCCAGUUUUGAGUCGCCAUCAGAUAUCAGAGAAGUUCAUUUUACAUCUGAUCAUUAUGUCAAUUUCGUCAAGUGUAAUGAUUUGGAAACACAAAAGGAAAUUGAAACUUUGUGGACAACAGAUUUUGGCAAUGAAACUUCAGUUCUUGAUAUUCCAAAUUCUCGAGAAGAUCGAGCAGUGUAUGAAAUUAUGCAAAAUUCGGUGAAACAUAUUGGUGGUCAUUUUCAACUUCCUUUGCCAUGGAGAACCGGGAUGCAGUAUCUACCGGAUAACAAAGAGAUGGCAAAGAAAAGACUUGUAGCCUCAAAAAUAGACUGA
This is a messenger RNA of Styela clava, 1677 nucleotides long. The record is from RefSeq and is a predicted model, not a curated record. NCBI's taxonomy places the organism in Eukaryota, Metazoa, Chordata, Ascidiacea, Stolidobranchia, Styelidae.